Messenger RNA from Fusarium coffeatum, 1026 nucleotides. RefSeq lists its product as uncharacterized. Gene Ontology annotation, molecular function: DNA-binding transcription factor activity, RNA polymerase II-specific. The record is from RefSeq and is a predicted model, not a curated record. Gene Ontology annotation, biological process: regulation of transcription by RNA polymerase II. Bases 1 to 1026 code for a protein of 341 amino acids. Lineage: Eukaryota; Fungi; Ascomycota; Sordariomycetes; Hypocreales; Nectriaceae. The transcript is spliced from 3 exons.
AUGUUCGACAUAAACGACCUUAACUUCUUUCGACAUUUUCUAUUUGAGGCGUAUCCUCCUCUACCUAUCGAUGGGUUCACCGUAUGGCAGCAGGCUUCACAGCUUUCACACGAGUACGAUUUCUUAUUGCACUCAAUGUUAGGCCUUGGAGCUUCUCAUCUAGGAAUGUUAACACCAUCGGGAUACGAAAAGGCUGCAUUGAAACAUCGAGUCACUGCCAUCAGUGCACUGAACAAGCAUCUGACGAAGACUCAUUUUACACAACAAGACGCUGAAGCAGCUUUUGGCGCUAUGCUGAACUUGACGUUUCAAUCAGCUUACAUGAGUGAUGGACUUAUUGAUUUCCUCACAAUGGUUCGAGGCUGUUGGCUCGUCGGCACACAACCCUCCGUGGACCUAGAUCACACGAUCUUCAAAACAUUUGGAAGAUUGAGCUAUCUCGAGAAGAUCAAAGCUAUUGUGCACGAAGACGACCGGUCAAAUCACUAUUUAGACAAGGUCAUUGCUGAGGGAUUCUGUCAGAGUGUACAGAAACUGGGACCGCUAUGUCAUAGUGUUGGAGAGUUGCAGUAUCUUGCACAAAUGCAAAGAAUUGCAACUCUAGCGUCUACCAAUCCUGCCGAAAGCUACCGUGAGCUCGCGUUCCUCUAUGAUGGACUUGGUCAUCUCAACACCGCCGAUUUCACUUCCUUCAUCGAUACCAAGAACUACGCUUCCCAACUUGUCAUCAUGCACAUGCUCGUUUUAGAAUUCGUCAUGAGUCGCAAAGCAGUGGAGGGUGACAAGAGGUCUUCCAUGGGCCAGAAAGGCUACUACUGCAGAAAAGCCAUGUCUAAGGUCUGGGUUCAGAAGAUUCUAAGCAAACUUCCUCAGGAGUAUUACGAGUACGGAGAGUGGCCAUUGAGAUUCAUCAAUAGUCUGAAUUACUCGUUUGAUGAUGAAGACCAGGUUUGGAAGCCUUUCAUGUUGAGCAGUGGUACAGCUAUCUUACCCGAGGAAGAUACGCUGUCUUUGGCCAUGCGGUAG